GGUUCAGUCCAUUUGCGGACAGGAACGUGUGAAGUCAGGGGAGCAGCAAGUUAGUGGAUCAGUCACAGAGCAUAGCAGGGCUGUCAUUCCCAUUACAGUCAACUUAUAUAUUGUCUCUUAAAACCUUCACUUAGACUAUAAUAAUGUCUGCCCCACAGAAAGGAGACCUGACCGACACAGAGAAGGAGCUACUUCAAGUUAUUGCUGCAGGUAAUGUGCAAGAAGCCUCCAGGCUGCUCGGAUCCAAAGAUGUCAGGGUAAACUGUCUUGAUGAGUAUGGCAUGACCCCUCUCAUGCACGCCGCAUAUAAGGGCAGGGCAGACAUGUGCAAACUGCUGCUGCAGCAUGGAGCAGACGUCAACUGCAACGAACAUGAGCAUGGAUACACCGCACUCAUGUUUGCAGGACUCUCAGGAAAGACCGACAUCACCUGGAUGAUGUUGGAUGCUGGAGCCGAGACGGAUGCAGUGAACUCCGUCGGCAGAACGGCAGCACAAAUGGCUGCUUUCGUAGGGCAGCAUGACUGUGUGACGGUCAUCAAUAACUUCUUCUCCCGGGCGAGGUUGGAUUACUACACAAAACCACAGGGGCUGGAAAAGGAACCAAAACUCCCUCCUAAACUUGCUGGACCGCUACACAAAAUUAUAAUGAGUACCAACCCCAACCCUGUAAAGAUAGUGAUGUUGGUGAAAGAAAACCCUCUGCUGAUGGAUGUGGAAGCACUUGAGAAGUGCCGCAAGGUUCUGGAGCUUAUCUGUGAGAAGUGCAUCAAACAGCAGGAUAUGAAUGAGGUGCUGGCCAUGAAGAUGCACUACCUCAGCUGUGUGCUGCAGAAAUGUGGCUCUUUCCUAAAAGAGCAACAGGACAAACUCGAUGGCCUAAUCAAGAGUCUUCUGAAAGGGCGAGACAGUGAUGGCUUCCCGGUAUUCCAGGAGAAGUUCAUUCGGGAGUGCAUUAGGAAAUUUCCAUACUGUGAUGCCACAUUACUGCAGCAGCUUGUCCGGAGUAUUGCCCCAGUGGAAAUUGGAAGUGACCCCACUGCUCUGUCAGUCCUCACGCAGGCCAUCACGGGACAGGUGGGUUUCAUGGACGCAGACUUCUGCACAACCUGUGGUGAAAAAGGAGCAAAGAAAAGAUGCUCAAUCUGUAAAAUGGUGAUCUACUGUGACCAGGCCUGUCAGAAGCUGCACUGGUUCAGCCAUAAAAAGGUGUGUAAGAUGUUACAGGAGCAGAGAGAGAAACAUGAAGCUGAGUCAGCAUCACGGCUACAGAAACAGGCCAAAGCUGAAAGUGAUCAAGCAUUGGAGGAGACAACGGGCACUAUGGAGGAGCUCUCUGUCAGUCAGAGUGAGACCACCAGCUCCUCAGAUAACCAAACGCAAGAUGUUACCUCAGAGACAGUCCCUCUUACUACAGACUGAAUCACAAAGAAUCACACCAUUUCAACCCAGCAACCAUCAUCGUCAUUGAAGACCCAUCUAAGACAAAAGAGAGCAGGUCCGUGAUGUCGCCCAGAGUUUCUGAAGGUUUCUUCAUAAUUCUUAUACAGGAUGCUCUUCUGAAAGCACAUAACGUAAGGGAAAACCACCAAAAGCUUUGCCACACAAAUGCAUAGGGGGAAGGGUCUACAAGUGACAAAAUGUAGAUUUUUUUUGUUGUUAUUGUUUGUUUUAAAUAGUCUUUUUACAUUUAUGUUGGGAAAAUAUAUGUAUUUAUGCAUGUGAAAAUUAUGUAUGUGUGAUCUAGGUUUUGCUUUAAGAAAGAUAUUGUAAUAUAUUGCUGCAAGACAUUGAUGACCUUAAAUUUCUUAGUUUGUUGUUAUGGAAAAGGAACAAAUUAAUAGAUGGCAGCAGCAGCUUAUGUGAGUCUUUAUAAAUCUGUAGAAUUUAUUUAAAUACAACCGUUAUUGAUAUUGAAAUACGGUUAUAGUUAUACGGUUUCACAAAUCAAAUAAAUAGAUUUUCUGUCCGUAA
This is a messenger RNA of Cyprinus carpio (common carp), 1973 nucleotides long. Its product is annotated as ankyrin repeat and MYND domain-containing protein 2-like. Gene Ontology annotation, molecular function: protein binding. Gene Ontology annotation, biological process: regulation of smoothened signaling pathway. NCBI's taxonomy places the organism in Eukaryota, Metazoa, Chordata, Actinopteri, Cypriniformes, Cyprinidae. The record is from RefSeq and is a predicted model, not a curated record.